This is a messenger RNA of Amphiprion ocellaris (clown anemonefish), 4040 nucleotides long. It is a transcript of the gene trip10b, whose product is annotated as thyroid hormone receptor interactor 10b. Gene Ontology annotation, molecular function: protein binding. NCBI's taxonomy places the organism in Eukaryota, Metazoa, Chordata, Actinopteri, Pomacentridae. The record is from RefSeq and is a predicted model, not a curated record. Bases 119 to 1663 code for a protein of 514 amino acids. The transcript has 15 exons. Gene Ontology annotation, biological process: signal transduction.
CCGAGGGGAGUUUUUCUUUCCCUCCUCCUGCUCCCCACCUGGUGGCUUCUUUCUUCGCUUUUAAAGCCAAACGGGAGCGGAUCUGUGCGUUUCUUCACCCAUCUGAACUUACGCAGACAUGGACUGGGGAACAGAUCUGUGGGACCAGUAUGAUGUCAUCGACAAGCACACACAGUCAGGCCUUGACCUGGUGGACCGAUACAUAAAGUUUGUGAAGGAGCGGACAGAGAUAGAGCAGAACUACGCCAAGCAACUCAGGAAUUUAACAAAGAAAUACGCCAAACGAGGAAGCAAGGACGAGCAAGACUGCAAGUUCAGCAACUACGCAUCAUUCCAGGAGAUCCUGAACGAGCUGAACGAUUACGCCGGCCAACGGGAGCUCAUCGCUGAGAACAUGAUGACGGCCAUCUGCGUCGAACUCACCAAGUACCUCCAGGACAUCAAACAAGAACGCAAAACGCAUCUGUCUGAUGCCAAGAAGGCCCAGCAGACGUUAGAGAGCAGCUUUAAACAUCUAGAAAGUACAAAGAAGCGCUUUGCCAAGGAGUGGGCAGAGGCUGACAAAGCCACACAGCAAGCAGAGAAAACAGAGAAUGACCUCAAUGCCACCAGACUCGACGUCGAGAAAGCCAAGCAGCAUGCCCAUGCUCGCACACACACAGCAGAGGAGUGCAGGAACGACUACGCAGCACAGCUCCAGAAAUACAACAAGGAGCAGAACUUCUUCUACUACUCAGAGAUCCCGCAGAUCUUCAAUAAACUGCAGGACAUGGACGAACGGAGGAUCCAGCGGUUGGCGGAGGGCUACUGCCAGUUUUCAGACAUCGAGAAGAAGGUGCUGCCAAUCAUCUCCAAAUGUCUAGAAGGAAUCUCUACAGCAGGAGGGAAGAUUGAUGAGAAACAGGACUCAAUACUGUUCAUUGAGCAGCACAAGUCUGGUUUUGAGCGACCUGGAGAUGUGGAGUUUGAAGACUACACCCAGGGAAUCAAACCAGCGACCUCAGACUCCAGCCUGCACCCACCAAAAGUGCGCGCCAAGCUCUGGCCUUUCAGCAAGAAACACAAGACAACACAUGCUGAAAAGCACAUGCCACCUCCUGCAGAAGAUUUCUCUCACCUUCCUCCAGAGCAGAGGAAGAAGAAGCUGCAGGCGAAGAUCGAUGAUAUCACCAAAGAGCUGCAAAAGACGCAAGACCAGAGUGACGCGCUGGAGAAGAUGAAGGGCGUGUAUGAGCAGAAUCCACAGAUGGGAGACCCCUCCAGUCUGGAGCCUCAGAUCACAGAAACUGCCCAGACCAUCGGCCGCCUGAGGGGGGAGCUCGCCAAAUACGAGACGUGGCUUGCAGAAGCAGUGGGAGGAGAGGAAUCUUCCAACACCGUCAACAAUAACGCUCAGCAUAGUAUCUCCAGUGUUGUAACAGCUGACCAGUCUCAGAACAUCUACACAGAGUUUGAUGAUGAAUUCGACGACAUAGAAAGUCCUAUUGGCCAGUGCACAGCUCUGUACACCUUUGAAGGCAACAGCGAGGGCACCAUUUCCAUUACAGAGGGAGAGCUGUUGAGCGUAAUGGAGGAGGAUAAAGGCGACGGAUGGAUGAGAGUCCUUAGAGCCAAUGGAGAGGAGGGCUAUAUACCUUCAUCCUAUGUCAAACUCACACCUUAACUCCCAUCACAGAGCUGCUGAUGGAAGUUAAGAGCCAAAGGUGAAUACAAAGUCAUCCAAGAUAAUUGGAGCUGCUCUCUACAUGUUUUAUCUCAGCCAGUGUCGUGUGUGGUGAGAUGAAAGUGAGUGAUUAUAAAGCUUGUUAUCAAGGCUGAUUGCAGCAUCAUACACUCCCUGUCUCUGUGGCAGGAGAUGCAGACUGUCAGUCCUGUCUGAUCUUUAUAGAUUACAGCUCUUUUAGAACUUAAAAAAAAACCAAAACUACUUUUGAAUGUAUACCCGAACUUUUUGUCACAGUGUUAAGUGACGACUCCUGUAACAUGUUCAGCAUCAUAGUAGCCUCACGCUACGUUUGUUUAUGGCAAUACUUAUAUCCACCCACUUGAUUUCCCCACUGCCAGUUUUAGUAACCUGCUGAACUUUUUCUUUUUGUAACACCAACUCUCUACAAAACCCCUUGUCUGACAGGAUAAUGUGAGUUUUUGUUUUUUUUUUUUUUUUUUACCAUGGUGAUGUGAUGUUUUAUAACUUUUAACUGGAUGAAAACCACUACUCUACGGGGAGUGUACAAAAUAUAUCGUUCAAUGGACAGAGACGUUAAAAGACAGGCUCUCAUUUUUUUAUAUCUUAAAACAGUUGUCAGGCAUCCAUAUGAAGAGUGAAACAGGUUUUCAUGUUUAUACUGACCAUUAAAGGAUCUCUUCCUAAUGUGCUUUCAUAGGUGAAGUGGACGACAUCCACAGGUCUCUUUCUAAAGCUACUAUGAUGUUCAGUAGUCUGAAUUGGACCUAUUGAGCAUCUUCAAACAUUUUAGUGUCUUAACACAAAAUUCCUUCUUUGUGUUAUGAUCUAUCUCUGCCGCUCAGCAGAGCAACAUCUGAAGAAUCACACAGGAAUUUCAUAUUAAAAAUGCUGUUUAAUUUAGAAGGUAUCCACUUGGUGUGACUAAAUUAAACUGUUUAAACUUGAUUUUAACUUCAAACUACUUUGGAAAACAAUUUUUAAAGACACUGAGAACUGUAUUUUGUCUGUCAUGAUAUAGACUGAAUAUAGUAUAACUCAACCAGCAACCGAAUCAAACAAGUAUAACCAAACGACAACCUCCGGGUAGCAACCUACUUGUUGAAAAUUUUACAUUUAGUUCACGGUUUGGAUCAUUGGCUCAAUAAUGCAGCCUUGCAAGUUUUUAAUUAUUUUUAUGAAAGUACUUACCUCCCUGCAUGCAAAUGUUCCAUCAAAUCUAAUCUGCCAUCUCUAUUUUAGGUGAACACAUCACUUUAUCCUGUUUUUAUCCUGCCUUAAACUAUUGUAAUGGGUUUGAAGAAAUGCAAACAUGUUAAAAGUGUUUUCCCGCCCUGCAGCAGAAUGACAGAGGUGCAGCCAGAUCAUUCUCUAGCACUGAGAAGAAGUGCUAGAGAAUGAUCUGGCCAUGCAACAGUGCACAGAAAGGCGAAAUCCUAAUUGUAAACAUGACUACAAAGAAAAAUAUAUAAAACCUGUUUCAGUGUUCAUAUGGUCAAAUGAGUGCAAUGAAAACAAACAGUAAAAAAUGUGAACCUGUCUUUCUACUCUAUAUGAUAUAUUCUACUUUCUCUACCACAGAAAGGGUUUUAAUGGAAGUUUACUUUGCAAUGAUGUUUUGUGAAUUUUAGGCAGGACGUGUCAAAACCAAAGGAAAAGCACAAUAGCAGUAAUGACCAAAGUUCAAUGCAAAGUAAAAAUAUAGAGUUUAUUAUUGUGUAACUCCUGUGAAUCGCCUGUGUUAGAGGUUGCAGCCUGUGUGCAGGUCUCCUCUUCACUUUUAAUUUCAAACUUUGCACAGAAGUGACUGGACUCCGUGUUGAGUGGUUUCAGGUCUGAUGGCCAGUUGGCUCCUCUUUAUGUUUGUCAUAUUCUAGUUCCACAUGGUUUAACUGCCUGUUCUCACUUUUUAAGCCUCUGGACAUCUGAAUCUCACUCUUAUUGUCCUUCGUAAAUCCUCUGAAACAACGGCCAUUUAAAAAAAAAAAAAAAAAAACUUUGUCAUUAUUCUUACUUGAAAUCCAGAUGGCCUGUUCACCCAGAUUUCAAAAAAGUCAAUAUGGCACUAGGCUGUAUUUCAAAGGGAGGAAAUGAGUUUUGAGGUUCAUCUCCUCACUGGAUCACUGCCAAGAGUGAAACAGCACUUUUAAAAUCUGAAUCUGAAAUGCUUAAAGCUCUCGUUGUCUCUCAUUGAGCCACGUAAGGUUUACUCAUCUCUGCCUCUACCACUCUGUCCUGCACAAGUAAAUGUUUUCUCAACAUUUAAGGGGUAUUAUUGUAUGGCCCAUUUUUAAAAGGAAAUGUAUUUACAUGUAUCAUAAAAUGAAAAGAAAAAAAUACAUGUCUUUUUUGCUUC